AUGUAUCAGGCUUCAAAUGUUUACUUCAUUUGCGGCUUCGCCGCCAUAGGCGGCGGACUGUUCGGUUUUGACAUUUCGUCCAUGUCGGGUGUUCUUGGCACCGAGGCUUAUAAGCAGUACUUUGACAACCCCAAGUCGUAUCGCCAGGGCGCCAUCACGGCUUCCAUGCCGGCUGGAUCCCUCGUUGGGUCUUUGUUUUCGUCGUUUCUUGCUGAUCGGUACUCGAGAAGGGUUGCUCUUCAGAUUAGUUGUAUUCUAUGGAUCGUUGGUAGUAUUCUGCAAUGUGCUUCGCAGAAUAUUGGUAUGCUAUGCACGGGACGAGUUAUUGCUGGGUUUUGCGUUGGUAUUGCUAGUGCUGUUGUUCCCGUCUAUCAGGCCGAGAUCGCCCCUAAGGAGAUUCGAGGACGUGUUGUCAGUUUGCAACAAUGGGCUAUCACUUGGGGUAUCCUCAUCCAAUACUUCAUCCAAUACGGUGCCGCAGCCGGCAUAGACGGCGGCCCCGACGACAAGAACCAGUCAACAGCAGCCUUCCGAAUCCCCUGGGGAGUUCAGAUGGUCCCAGCCUGGAUCCUCCUGGUCGGUUUAUUCUUCUUCCCGUCCAGUCCCCGAUGGCUCGCCUCGCAAGACAGGUGGGAGGAAGCACUCCAGACGCUGGCUAACCUCCACGGAAAAGGCGACAAGACGCAUCCGACUGUCCUGGCCCAGUACCGUGAAAUUGAGGACUCGUUGCGGUUUGACCGUGAGGAGGCUGCUAAUAGCUACAAGAACUUGGUUACGAGGAGAAUGAUUAAGCGUGUGAUUCUGGGCAUGAGUAUUCAGGCUUGGAGUCAGCUGUGUGGCAUGAACAUUAUGAUGUACUACAUCGUCUACAUUAUGGAGGGCGCUAACAUUGCCUCUCCUCUGUUGACGGCGUCUAUUCAGUACAUCAUCAACGUGCUGUUGACCCUGCCCGCUAUCUUGUAUCUGGACAAGUUCGGUCGUCGCCCGGCUUUGGUCAUUGGGUCAUUCCUCAUGAUGACCUGGCUGUUCAUCACAGGCAAGUUACUCGAGCAAUUAUCCAAGUUUUUAAAGCUAACAGGGAAUAGCUGGGUCGUCAAGGACAACCGCCCGGUGUCGUCGGCCAUCGUUGCGUGCUCGUACCUUUUUGUUGCUACCUUUGCCACGACUUGGGGUCCGACUUCAUGGACGUACCCUGCUGAGAUUUAUCCGUCUCAGAUUCGAGCCAAGGCUGUGUCUAUCAGCACAUCGACUAAUUGGUUCUGGAACAUGGUCCUGGCUUUUGCCGUGCCGCCUCUGCUGUGGAACAUCAACUACAAGAUGUACUACAUCUUUGGCACUUUCAACGCCGCAGCCUUUAUCCACAUGUUCCUCACAGCCCACGAAACAAAGGGCUUCACCCUCGAAGAAAUGGACGACGUCUUCGACUCUGGCCACCCAGCCUGGAUCAAGCACAACAAGGUCAGCCGCCUCGAAAACCUCGCCAAGGACAUUGAAAAGGGCAAAGUCACUGUCGUGGCUCCUGGAACUGGCGAGGCUGUCGAGGUUGGGAAGGAGGAGAAGAAUUGA
Fusarium vanettenii 77-13-4 is the source of this 1566-nucleotide messenger RNA. RefSeq lists its product as uncharacterized. The record is from RefSeq and is a predicted model, not a curated record. The coding region runs from base 1 to 1566 and encodes 521 amino acids. Gene Ontology annotation, cellular component: membrane. The transcript has 9 exons. Lineage: Eukaryota; Fungi; Ascomycota; Sordariomycetes; Hypocreales; Nectriaceae. Gene Ontology annotation, biological process: transmembrane transport; carbohydrate transport. Gene Ontology annotation, molecular function: carbohydrate:proton symporter activity.